Macrobrachium nipponense is the source of this 1605-nucleotide messenger RNA. RefSeq names its product corepressor interacting with RBPJ 1-like. Gene Ontology annotation, molecular function: transcription corepressor activity. The record is from RefSeq and is a predicted model, not a curated record. Gene Ontology annotation, biological process: negative regulation of DNA-templated transcription. Lineage: Eukaryota; Metazoa; Arthropoda; Malacostraca; Decapoda; Palaemonidae. Gene Ontology annotation, cellular component: nucleus.
AUGUAUAUAUCUGCCCAGGUGUUUCCCAAGCCUCCAGUUAUUGGUGUUUUGUGUAUAUUGUUCUGUUAUGUUGCACUUAUAGAACACUGGUCUAACCUGGCUGCUGAAGCUGCACAAUUUCAACAGGUAUGGAUAGCUGAACAAAAGGCAGAUGCAGAACGAAAAAAGCAAGAGGAGUUACGUUUGCAGUAUGAAAAGGAGCAAGAGUUGUACAACAAUAAGGCUUUGUUGGCAAAGGGGGAGAAUAAGGAGAAACUGUCACUAAAUUUUAUGUAUGAAGCACCUGCUGGUGUGAAGAAAGAAAGAGAGAAAGAAGAUGGUGAACCAGAGUACAAAUUUGAAUGGCAGCGUAAAUUUAAUGCUCCUAGGGAAAGCUAUUGUAAAGAUGAUGAUACUAUUAGAGAUCAGCCUUUUGGCAUAGCAGUUCGAAAUGUAAGGUGCAUCAAAUGUAAGGCCUGGGGUCACAUCAACACAGAUAAGGAAUGUCCAUUGUAUGGUCGUGUUUUGGAAAAUGCAGAUGCCAAUCAAAACUUAGAUCAUAAUGAAUUAAUUGUUGGCAUGAGGGAUGAUGGCCUACAGCUCAAGACUUUAGGAUCCUUAGCAACAGGGAUUUAUGGAAGAGGUCAAAACCCUUUUGCCCAGAAUCAGCGACUUUUAUCGAGUGAUGAAGAAAUUGUAGAUGAGUAUAAACUUCUUAAAUCCUUGAGCACCAAAGAAAAAAGGAGACUUAUGAAGAAACUUGAGAAAUUGGAUAAAAAGAAAAAAUCUAAAAAAUCCAAGCGGGGUAGGAGUUCCAGCAAUGACUCUUCAUCUAGUUCAGAAGAUGAAAAAAGAAAGAAAAGAAAAAAGAAGAAGAAGAAAGAGAGCAAGAAGAAAUCACGCCGUAGAAGUGAAUCUAGUUCGUCAGAAACAGAAUCAGACUAUCAAAGAGAAAAGAAGAGAAAGAGACAGAAGGAAGGACAAAAGAAACCUGAUCCUCAGGCAUUACUGAAAGAAAUUACCAAAGGGCUGAAAGUUGACUUUGUAGGUGCUGAUGACCCAUUUGGUAGAUUUGAUAAACCCAAGGUUAAGCAGGAGAAGCAGUCUUGGGAUGAAAGUACUAGAGUUAAAGUCAAGCAAGAAAAGCAAGCACGGGAGGAAGAUAAACCGGCUUCUUCCAAAGGACAUGCCUCAAACUAUGAUAAAAGACCAGAUUGGCAAAAUGGUACAAGGAGGGAAAGAUUUUCAGGAGAGGAAAGCCAAAGAGGACACAAAAGAAAGGAUGAGGAAGAUGAUGCCGAUAAUAACAUGAAGUUUAAAAGUAGAAGGCAUGAGAAUGAAGACAAUGCCAAGUUUAAGCAACAUGAAAAUAGUUUUCCAAGAAGAGACAGAGCCUCGGAUUUCUGGGAUACUACAGAAAAAAGAGAUAAGAGCCAUGAAAGGGAGAUUAAUGGGAAGAAGAGAAAUGGGGAUGGUGGAGGGAAGGACCAGGAAUUUAAUAAUGUUGAUAGACAAAAAGAAAAGAGGGAAAGGAACAGGGACAGGAGCAGGGAGAGACAAAGGAGUCGGGAAAGAGAUGGGAGUAGGGGUAGAGGCAGAGAGAGAAGCAGGUGAAAGUCUAUGCUG